Phoenix dactylifera (date palm) is the source of this 1986-nucleotide messenger RNA. RefSeq names its product AP-2 complex subunit mu. Gene Ontology annotation, cellular component: clathrin adaptor complex. Lineage: Eukaryota; Viridiplantae; Streptophyta; Magnoliopsida; Arecales; Arecaceae. The record is from RefSeq and is a predicted model, not a curated record. Gene Ontology annotation, biological process: intracellular protein transport; vesicle-mediated transport.
GUGUGCUCCCCGGGUAAUCUAAGACGCACGUGGGUGAAGGAAAGAGGCGAGCGAAGGGAACCGUGGACGAAGACUUCCGAGCUCCGACCGCGCUCAGAACCACGUACCAAUUCUUCUCCCUUUUCUCUCUCCAGGUCGCAUCGCGAAAACCUUAUCUCGAUCUUUGAAACCCUAGAUCUGAGAUCCCCUGUUCUUGUUACAAGAGAAGGGAACCAUCUUUAUCUUCCUCCGGCGACUGGCAUCUCUCUCUCUCCCUUCUUCUCUCUGGGAGAUAGGGCUAUAAUCGCCGUGAUCUGGGGUUCCGGAGCCCUUCGUUCGUCUCGGUGCCGGAAAUCGGGCUUCAGAAGAGAUGCCUGUGGCCGCGUCGGCCAUAUACUUCCUUAAUCUUCGCGGGGAUGUCCUCAUCAACCGCCUUUACCGCGAUGACGUCGGUGGCAAUAUGGUGGACGCAUUCCGAAUGCAUAUAAUGCAGACAAAAGAACUUGGUACUUGUCCUGUUCGGCAAAUUGGAGGGUGUUCUAUCCUUUACAUGAGAAUCAGUAAUGUCUACAUUGUGAUUGUUGUUAGCAGCAAUGCCAAUGUUGCUUGUGCUUUCAAGUUCGUUGUUGAGGCUGUUGCAUUGUUUAAAUCUUAUUUUGGUGGAGCAUUUGACGAAGAUGCCAUCAGGAAUAAUUUUGUUCUGAUCUAUGAGCUUCUUGAUGAAAUUAUGGAUUUUGGUUAUCCCCAAAAUCUUUCACCUGAAAUUUUGAAGCUUUACAUCACUCAAGAAGGAGUUCGCUCUCCAUUCUCAUCGAAGCCAUCAGAAAAGCCAGUCCCAAAUGCAACACUACAAGUUACAGGUGCUGUUGGUUGGAGACGUGAGGGUCUUGUAUAUAAGAAGAAUGAGGUUUUCUUGGACAUUGUUGAAAGUGUUAAUCUUCUUAUGUCUUCUAAAGGGAGCGUUCUACGUUGUGAUGUGACUGGAAAGAUUCUUAUGAAGUGCUUUCUCUCUGGGAUGCCUGAUCUAAAAUUAGGCUUAAAUGACAAAAUUGGUCUUGAAAAGGAAUCGCAGCUCAAGUCCAGGCCAGCAAAAAGUGGAAAGACCAUUGAACUUGAUGAUGUUACUUUUCAUCAAUGCGUAAACCUGACAAGGUUCAACUCAGAAAAGACAGUCAGUUUCGUGCCUCCUGAUGGUGAAUUUGAGCUGAUGAAGUACCGUAUUACCGAGGGUGUAAAUCUUCCAUUCCGAGUUUUGCCAACAAUCAAGGAAUUGGGUAGGACACGCAUGGAAGUCAAUGUCAAGGUGAAGAGUGUUUUUGGCGCAAAAAUGUUUGCACUAGGUGUUGUAGUUAAGGUUCCAGUACCAAAGCAAACAGCCAAGGCAAGCUUCCAAGUGACAUCAGGUCGAGCCAAAUAUAAUGCCUCUAUUGAUUGCUUGGUUUGGAAGAUAAGAAAAUUUCCUGGACAAACUGAAACGACUAUGAGCGCAGAGGUUGAGUUGAUUUCUACAAUGGCAGAAAAAAAGCAGUGGACUCGACCUCCAAUUCAGAUGGAAUUUCAGGUUCCUAUGUUCACCGCAUCAGGUUUACGAGUCCGAUUUCUCAAGGUUUGGGAGAAGAGUGGAUACAACACAGUAGAGUGGGUUCGUUACAUCACAAAAGCUGGGUCAUAUGAGAUAAGAUGUUAGAAUCUGUGACUGCUCUCAUGCAUGUCGACAAAUCUGUUUGGUCAGAAACCCAGCUUAAUGUCCAGUGUUGAGAGCAGAAUGCUAUACUUCAUCAUGCAUUUGCUGUUCCUGCAAGACAGCCUCUAGUGUUUCCUCAUUGAUGUGUAUCUUGGUAACAAACAAGCUAUGUGUUCUCUGAUAGGUUCUGGUGGAAGAUCAGUAUGGUAUUUGUAAUUGCUGGAAAUUGGUUUAUUUUGGUAGUGAUGAUGCUUUGUCUAUGAGGUUUACUGAAAGUGAUCAAAGAUUAUUGAAGUGAACAAGACAAACUUGGUUUUCAUUUA